UUUAUGCUCCCAUCUCCCACUCUGGCACUCUCCCUGUCUCAUGGCGAUCCCAGCUCCCAUGGCACUCUCCAUUUCUGCGCCCGCCUCAUCCUCCCUCAUCCCCGUCUCCCGCCAGGUCGGCCGGUGGACCUCGUCAGCAAGUUCCGCUAAGCCCGCGGUCUUCAACCUCCGGAGGCCGGUUCUAGUGGCGCGCGCCGGCGGCGGCAACGCGCCGUCUUCCCCCGUGGACGAAGUGGUCACUGAGCUCGACGUGGUAUCCAGCUUCAGUGAGAUCGUGCCCGACACCGUCGUGUUCGAUGAUUUCGAGAAGUUUGCGCCGACGGCGGCCACAGUUAGCUCCUCGCUGCUGCUCGGGAUCGUGGGGCUACCGGAUACCAAGUUCAAGAGUGCGAUAGAUACAGCGUUGGUAGAUGGCGAAUGUAACACAAUGGAGAAACCGGGGGACCGGAUGUCGUGUUACCUUACCAAGGCCCUGGGGAAUGUUGGAGCUGAACUGUCCAAUCAAGUUCCUGGAAGGGUGUCAACGGAAAUAGAUGCUCGGUUGGCUUACGAUACCCAAGGGAUCAUCCAGAGGGUGCAUGAACUGUUGCAGAUAUAUAACGAACAUGGUGUUUUGUCAGAACGUCUUUUAUUCAAAAUUCCUGCUACAUGGCAAGGUAUAGAGGCCUCAAGGUUGCUUGAGUCUGAAGGAACUCAGACACAUCUAACAUUCGUUUACAGUUUUGCACAAGCAGCAGCAGCAGCACAAGCUGGUGCAUCUGUCGUCCAAAUAUUCGUAGGGCGUAUUCGGGAUUGGGCAAGGAAUCACUCUGGUGACCCAGAGAUAGAUGAAGCUUUAAAGAAGGGAGAAGAUGCUGGGCUCGCCUUGGUGAAGAAAGCUUAUGCAUAUAUCCACAGAAAUGGGUACAAAACAAAGUUGAUGGCAGCUGCCGUACGCAACAAGCAAGAUGUAUUUAGCCUUCUGGGGAUUGAUUACAUCAUCGUGCCCGUGAAGAUAUUGCAGUCUCUGGAUGAAUCUGUCACUGAUCCUGAUGAAAAGUAUGGCUAUGUCCAGAGGUUAACUCCUUCCCUUGACAAGAUGUACAACUUCACUGAAGAGGAGCUUGUUAAGUGGGACCAGCUGAGCCUUGCGGCUGCGAUGGGGCCAGCUGCUGAAGAACUGCUUGCUUCUGGUCUGGAGGGAUACGCGAACCAGGCGCGCCGCGUGGAGGAGCUCUUCGGGAAGAUCUGGCCACCUCCCAAUGUUUAAAGACUCCCUCACUGUGCAAUAGACUUUUUUUCUCCCUUCCAACAAAAAGCAACAGCAUGUUUGUUCUUGUCACGUUCAUGUUUUUUCUUUUGUCCUUCAGAUACCUGCCAGAUUGAUCUGAACUCCAGUAUGAAUCCUUUUUUUGAAAAUGUGGUAGCUCUUGGUGACAGUUU
Messenger RNA from Lolium rigidum, 1422 nucleotides. RefSeq names its product transaldolase. The coding region runs from base 41 to 1249 and encodes 402 amino acids. Gene Ontology annotation, biological process: carbohydrate metabolic process; pentose-phosphate shunt. Gene Ontology annotation, molecular function: transaldolase activity. NCBI's taxonomy places the organism in Eukaryota, Viridiplantae, Streptophyta, Magnoliopsida, Poales, Poaceae. Gene Ontology annotation, cellular component: cytoplasm; intracellular anatomical structure. The transcript is spliced from 13 exons. The record is from RefSeq and is a predicted model, not a curated record.